Molecule: messenger RNA, 5073 nt
Organism: Theileria equi strain WA
Lineage: Eukaryota; Apicomplexa; Aconoidasida; Piroplasmida; Theileriidae
Exons: 2
Coding region: 1-5073 (1690 amino acids)
Biological process (GO): ribosome-associated ubiquitin-dependent protein catabolic process; rescue of stalled cytosolic ribosome
Cellular component (GO): cytosol; RQC complex
Molecular function (GO): ubiquitin protein ligase activity; ribosomal large subunit binding
Source: RefSeq, a predicted model, not a curated record
AUGGGUAAAAAGGGUGGAAAAACGGAAGACAGAGGAGUUAAAUCAUCCGAUUUCUCAAACUAUCAAAGUAUAGAUGCUCGACCUACUGGUUUGAAUCAGAUAUUUGCAUCUUUCAGCAAUAUUUAUCUAUCUCAAACCGGAACUAACAAUGUCGAGUCCUCUGGUAAGGUAAAGGGGCCAGAAGAUUCGUAUUUGACUGUAGUUGAGUCACAAUCGGAGGUUUUAACACUUUUGAACAAGCUUAAUAAGAAAGAUGCUGUGACUAAAUCAAAGGCUUUAGAAACACUCAACUCUUUAAUCGACACAUUAUCAGAUGUUGUAGUGGAAGAGCUAAUUGUGGACAUCAUUCAUGUCAUUAGGAGGCUGAUAAUUGUAGAACCUGUGAGGAAAAUAAGAAGUGAACUGGGUGUUCUACUCUUUAAAAUUGCACUAAAGUUGAAAAAGAAAACACAGCGUUAUUUGGAAUCCUUUAUAACAUACUGGUGGAUAGCAAUGCAUGAUGAUUCAAACGAUGUCGCAGAGAUCUAUGUUUCGGCUUUUAAGAACCUGUUCACAACAACAUGUUCAAAUGAAGAGUUUGAACAAAAGACAUUUCGUAUACUGAUGUUCUAUAUUGAUAGGCUCUCUUGCGAUUAUACUACAUUCGUGGAGAAAAAUAUAACUAGUUAUACCACCGAUUGGAUUGAUAUAUUUGGAAAGUCGUGCCAAAAUAGCGCUACUAUCGCAGAUAUGCAUAAUAGGUUUUUAUAUGCCUUGAUGCACUCUUUAAUGAAGUUUUUUAUUUAUUUUAGGCUUUAUGGCUCACAGUCUGAUUCAUAUGGAAAUUUUUGUCUUGAAAAGUUGGUAAAUAAGCGAUUUAUAGAAUAUUGUCGUGAUAUUUGUAAAUCGGGAUCCUUCAAACAGAGGCUCUCCUGCCUAAAAAUGCUUGUAGAACUAGUAAAAAUGCUCGACCAGACUCAGUUUGACUAUGUGAAGGAUAUUUUAAAGAUAGCUCUAGAAUGUAUAAAGAUGGACAAUGAAACACAUAUUGUAUAUCAUAACGUUCGUCUAAUUUGUGCCUGCACCAGGUACAAUAAUGCCUGUAUUGAGCCUUCUAUUUUAUAUUCAUACGAUACCCUCUUGAUUUCUAUCCUUGAUAGAUGUAAAGGGAAUGUAGGUAACAAGAUUGAGUUCUAUUUCUUGUUUCCUUCACUAGUCACUUAUUUACCAAAAGAGUGGGUAACAGGAACAGGACGCAAAUGUCUUCUUCAUGUGCUGGAACAUAUUGUAAAUUUGAUUAAGGAAGAAAUUUCAGAUGCUAAAAAAAACUUUUACACCUUUGACGCAAAGCUAUUCAGCCAACUAGGAAGUUGUAUGCUUUGUUGCUACUACAAGAUACUUUUACAGCUUGAGUCCAUGGAUAUCACUCUUGUAGAGUACAUUUAUCUACCUUUUCAAAUUUUGUUUCUGUGCCAAGAUCUUUGCAAAACUUUUAUAUCGCAGCUGCCUAAAAUUUUUAGCGAAUUUAUAGAGGAAUCUUGUCUAAUGACAAAACAUCCAAAUUUAUACGAUGCCGUUGUAAAUAAGCUUGUUGAACUAUCAACAGAUAUAAAAAAUGUUGCGUUUAUGAUUACAAUCUUUAAUUCACUUGAGAAUACGCAUAAAAGGUUUAAUACAGAAUCAAACUUCCGAAAAGUGCAGAUGGGCUUGAUUGAUAGUUUAGUAUAUGAGGAGUUUCCAAGAUUAUUGGAAGAAUAUCUAAAGGGAGGAAUCUUGUCUGAAGAAAUAACAUCUGUUUUGAAUGCUUUGGGAGUGUUUUCUUUGCAGGAGUUGCGUACAGAAUCAAAACUUUUCGAUGUUCCAACAAGAUUAUUUUCGGGUAUCAAUGAUGAAGCAUUUGAAGCCAAAUUUCAAGUUAUAAGGGAUGUUUUUUCAAUUAUUUUCGGUUCUAUCGAUGUUGAACGGUUGGUUAGGGUGUAUGAUGUUGGCUCUACAAAUUUCCUAUUUGCAUCACUUGUUGCAAUGAACAUUUCACCUGGAAAAUCGGUUUAUAUUCUUAAGGAUAUUUUUUCCAAAAUCUUCGAUACAAAUGACCCAUUUGUAUCAUUUUUAUUGGUAAAAAUUAUACAGAAUGUAACUUCUAGCGUCUAUAGUGAAAUGAUAGAUUGGUCCACAAAAUUGUCACAUAUUGAUGAAGAUAUUGUUUCAAGUGUUGUUGCAAACGUAGAUCCUACACUAUUGGAUGAUAGAAGACGUGCGGUGUUGGCAGUUUUUUCUGUAAUUUCAUCCUUAUACUCUGGUGAAGUAUCUGAUAUUUACCCUAUAGGGUAUAUUACCGAAGAUGUCAUAACAUUAUACCUAUAUGCCUUCUACAAGGAAAAGAUUUUUCCCUUCAAACAUUUUGUGAGUUUUGUUAUAAACAAUCUGUUAGACGCUUGGGUAUUGGAAAAUAAAUCCAUUGUGAACGAGGAAAUAUGCGAGAAAUGCUAUGCCUCUUGUGAGACGUUCUUGGAAAAGGAAGAAGACAUGACCGCAGAAUUUGGAUCUACAUUAGCAAAUUUACAAGGUCCAGUAAGGUUUACUAGUACAAUGCUAAAUGUUGUUGGGUAUUUGAGUAAAGGAAUGUCCCUGGAUGUUUUGCAUAGGAAGAUUUUCAAUAUAUUCAUUAGUGUAUGGCUUAACCAUGUACACGAAGUAACAGAGAGUGAUCUGAAGAUAUUCUACAAACCAUUUAUAAGGAGUAUAAUUAGCUUGGGAGUUGAUUAUUCUACGGACGGAUAUAGGGCUCUUUCUACUCUCUUUUCAAUUCACAAGUUGAACGUCAAAAGUGCUCAAGAAAACUUUAUAAUUGAGUUGGUUAAUGAAUUUAUGAGUAUUGUAGAGUAUGAUAAUUUGAAGGUUUUGCAUGAAAAUGUACAAAUAUUCGAAUAUUACUACGGGUCAAUGGAAUAUAAGGAAGGUGUAUUCUGUAUCAUAAGAUCAUUUUAUGAAACUAAUCCCUUUGCUGCAAACUUUUCGUCUGUUAUUUACCGUAUAAACACCUUUUCAUGUCCUGAGAUUAUGGAGGAUAUUCACAAAAUUACUGCUAUUUUAGCUUCAAAACCAAGUAUAACAAGUACCACAAACCACAUUGUGCAUCUAGGAAUUCUUAUAGACAAUUUGUCUAGGGAUAAUGUAAAUGCUGAUGAAUUUUCGUUCGAAGAUGUUUAUAGGGACAUUGUAAGAUCGAUUCUAAAAUAUGUAGCAAGUUUGGACAAUUGUGAAUUCGUGUGGCUCUAUCACGCCAUAUCUGUAUUCUUCUCAAAUACCCUAGAACUCACAAUCUUAUACAAGGACUACCUUUCGGAAAUAUACAAUAUAUUUGUUGUAAAAACAAUUGUUUACCUCUAUAAAGUACCCACUGAGCUGUCUAUUGUUGUAUUUUACAACAUUUUAGCGCUUUGUUUCAAACAUGGAAUCUUCCAGUUUGACGAUUCUGAAAGGACAGAGUAUGAAUUCACAUUAGAGGCCCUAAAUGAAUAUCUUGAUGUUGUAAAUGGACUUUCUUUAGAAAAUUGUACAAUGUAUUUGAACGGUGAGACAGAAUUCAACUGCUGUGAAGCACAUUAUAUCUUUGUUGUUGCCGUAAAACUUUUGAAAAACGCACCAAAAAGUUGCACAGAAGAGGUGAAGGAAUGUAUAUAUUCGUUUCUAGAAUUUUUAAAUACUGGUCACAUUCCAGCAUGUUACCUUUUCGUCUUGAUAUCCGAACUAUGGUCUUGUAAAAUCCUAUAUCCACAACUUUCCGAAUUCAGCAGCAUAUUUACAAAGUUUUUAAGGACAAAGGAACAUAUAAUAUCCCUACCAAAGGCUGCUCUUCCUCCAUUCUUUCUUCUUGGUGACUACAAGAGGCUAGAUUUGUCACAGUUGAUCUACAAUCUCUGUCAAUAUUCUAUAGACGAUGUUCAAGUUGUACAGGGAGUUGAUGAACUAGAAGAGGAAGCUGAAAACGAGAACAAUUCAACAGAAUGUGAUCCCCAACUCUAUAUUAACGGUACAAGGCUCUUGGUGUUGUACCUAAAUAUUCUGGUUGGACCAUAUAUUGCUGACAAUAUCUUAAACACCCACAAACUUAUACAAAAUACACAAUCAUGUGAUAUGGAGAAUUGUCUAAUAUCAUGGCUCACGCUUCUAAAAACAGUUGCAAGGUAUAAAGAAUUGAACAAUUUAAAUUAUGCAAACGGAAUUAUAAAGUUGCUUACAAUGAAACCUCAGGAUUUAGGUAAAUAUGUGGAAGAAUCUUUACAAAGUGGAAUUGAUCUUGCCGUAUUGGAAUCUACUAAUUUGUCCCAAGACUGUAAAUAUUGGUGGUUAAGGAAUUUUUCUGAUCUAUCUUGUCCAUUUCAAGAGUCCUUGUUACACAUGUUUCUUAAUCUCUUGAUACUUUGUCUACAACAGCUGCUGAUAAAGGAUAAGCAAUGCUAUGAGAUUGUAAAGAUGCUUUACUUUAAAACUGCAAAAAUGUUCCCGGGUGAAGUUGGAGAAAUGUGGAACAAUUGUAAGAACAGCUACGUUAAGAAGCAAAUUAAAAAGUUUACAAAGAGUGAAAUAACUCAAAAAAUUAUAGAGGAUGAGAUACAAAUCAUAAAAAUGAACGGACUGGACAACCUUCAAAUCAUGUACGAUGCUGGAAACAGAAUUAUAAAUGCGAAGCUGAGCACAAAGGCUGAGGUACCGACUAAAAUUUCAAUAAAAAUUCCCUCAACAUUUCCGCUGGUUCCGUUAUCAUUUACUACAGAAGAGGAUAAUAGUACCUUCAAGCAAAAGUAUCUAAAAUGGAUCAUGCUCGCACAAAGCGAGGCCAACCGGAGUGGAAUCUCACAGGGGCUCUACCUCUGGUGUAAUAACAUUGCAAAAUUCUUCGACGGAAUAAGCGAAUGUCCCAUAUGUUACUCAAUUGUUCACGCUCAAUUCAACACAAUACCGAGCAAAAUUUGCAAAGUUUGCAAGUACAAGUUCCACACCGAGUGUAUCUACAAGUGGUUCAGAACUGCCCAAAAGGCAAAAUGUCCUCUAUGUCAAUCACAAGUCUCAUUUGCGUCGUAUUCAAUGUAA